GUGUAGCCACUGACAUCAUGCUUCACCACGACUAUAUAGAUCGAGACAAUUCCAUCCCAUUGAUUUGACCUCCGUCUCGAUUCACAACUUCAUAUUCAAAUAUUCAUAUUCAUAUGCAAACAAAUACGAUGCCAGAACUUACUUCCCCCAAAGACAGCGACAUCACGGGCGCAGCCAAAUUCACCACCUCUACGCUGGGCAACACCGUCGUUGGGCUCUCUCGAACCUUCGGAGGCGUCACAGGUGCCGCUACGAGAGGAAUCGGGGAUACCAUCACUGGUGCGACGGGAAGUGCGGGGAAACCAGUUGGAGAUGCGUUGGGCAGUGUAGACACUGGAGUUGAAGAUGGGGCAAAGAGAGUUGCAAAGGGUGUGGAGGAUGCUGGACAGUGGAAGUGAAUGCUGCCUGAGGCUGCCUGCGAGUGAAUUGCGCGGCUCUGCCUUCCCCCCCCUCCUUUGUUUCCCUUCUUCUCCUCGAUUCUCUCUCACCUGUCACAUCAAGAUUUGUUUCUGAAUACAACUUCAAAUUCAAGUUCUCUAUCCUUGCAUUUAGUAUCCCUCAUGGAGGGAACCAAGCCUGCCCACUCGUACUCCGGGAGGGACCCGGGAGGAACCACCAGAAGGGACUCUGGGGAUUUGCUACAGACCUCAAAAC
Aspergillus wentii DTO 134E9 is the source of this 654-nucleotide messenger RNA. RefSeq lists its product as uncharacterized. The record is from RefSeq and is a predicted model, not a curated record. The transcript has a single exon. The coding region runs from base 114 to 398 and encodes 94 amino acids. NCBI's taxonomy places the organism in Eukaryota, Fungi, Ascomycota, Eurotiomycetes, Eurotiales, Aspergillaceae.